AAAACCAAGUGAAACAAAGAUUUCUGCUGCUUCGACUCUCUACCCAUUGUCUGCUUGGACGCGGAGUGACGUGUGCUCCGCGGUGAGAUUCGGCCGAUUCCAGCGUCCGCGGUCGGAGUUUCUCUGGUUUCCGGUGGAAAUUGCGGCAGCAUCGGUGGUGACACUUGCAUCGAGUGGUGAGGAGGUUGAAGCAGUUGUAUCUGGUCCUUGGUUUUAUUGACAAAGGCAGAUUGUGAUUUUCGUAGGAGGAAGAACAAGAGAGGUUGAUUUGCAAGAAGGGUGUCAUCUACCACCCACAUCAGUGCUAACCACAUUAGUGAUUAGACACACACAAAAUCCUGUGCUAAAAGCAGAGGCAUGUAUAAAAACCAGCUGCAGGAGCUAGCACAGAGAAGCUGUUUUAAUCUCCCAUCGUAUUCUUGUAUCCGGGAGGGGCCAGAUCAUGCACCUCGGUUCAAAGCUACAGUUAACUUCAAUGGCGAGAUUUUUGAAAGUCCUACAUUUUGCAGUACCCUGAGACAAGCUGAACAUGCUGCUGCUGAGGUGGCUCUCAGCACUCUUUCAAAGAGGGGACCUUCUAGAUCACUAGCUGCUAGAGUCUUGGAUGAGACUGGAGUAUACAAGAAUUUGCUCCAAGAAACAGCACACAGAGCUGGUCUAAAUUUGCCAGUUUAUACCACUGUGCGGUCUGGACCAGGACACAUGCCAGUCUUUUCCUGUACAGUGGAGCUUGCAGGAAUGAGCUUUACAGGUGACCUUGCUAGGACUAAGAAACAAGCUCAAAAAAAUGCUGCAAUGGCUGCUUGGUCCGCACUAAAACAAUUGCCACAUGCAAAUUCUUCUUCCUCACCGUCAUCUUCAUCUCCAUCAUUGGGAUCUGAAUCCAGUGAAGAACAAGAACAGGUAACUAUAGCUAGAGUGUUAGCUAGUUUGCGGCCUCCAGAUGGAAACCGACAGCCUUCACAACAUGACUCGCAGCGUGGAAGAAGGAAGCCCAUGUCCAGUCCAAGGGACAAGAACCCAUCUGUUCCCGUAUCCUUAUAUCCCCUGCAUUACCAAAGAUGGACAUAUGCCGGCUUUGCUCCUGAAGUUGCUAGGUUUCAAUUGUGGCAGCAGCAGCAACAAACUAGAUAUCUUGCUCUUCCACCUCCUGUCCCAAACCCAGGAGUCUUACCAUUUGUACGGUCUGUUUUCCCAUCAAAUGAUGCCCAAUUUUUCCCUUCAAUUGAGCAAGAAGCAGGUCCUUGUGCUCCUCCUUCCCCAUUUUAUUCUGCUACUUCACCCAUUCCUGUUCAUACUAGAAACAGGUCCCAAGUUACAAUACAGGAACUACCUGAUGAGAGCCAGAUGGAGGAUCAGCAAUGGCUUCCACGCGGCUCUUCAGAGAAGGAAACUGGCUCCAGUGGGCAGAACACUGAUUUGAGUUCAAGGUCCCAAAGUUUCCAUCCUUUCACUGCACAAGGUUCACAUGUUCCAAAUGAUUCCCGCAUAGAGCCAAAAGCUCUGGAAACGGAAGAUGAUGCACGUAAGGACAGUGGUUCCGAAAUGGGGUCUGGAGAUGCCAGUUUGAAGUCAACGUUAGGCUCAGGCCUGCCUACCAUCCAUAAUAACUGCUUCUCUAGUACCUUGCACACCCUUUCCAAAAAGCAGGAAAUUCAAAAAGAGCAUAUUCAGAAGGAACGGUUUGAUUUGGCACAUGGAAGUCAAGCAGAUUCUUCAGUACCACAAGAUACAGAGAGGCUAUGCAGGGGCUCUGCUGGAUUUAGACCAAGAAAUCCGAGCCCACGGCAUUUUCCAGCACAUAGUCCAAAUUCAUAUGAACCAAUCCUAUCCAGUGUUCGACAUUGCCAACCAGAGCAGUUGGGUUCCUCAGCAGGGUUAAGAGGCUUUAGACGGCCUCAUGCAGUGGCUCCACCUGUGACUAUAAGACCCAUCAUACCAGUGUGUUCUGCCAAGCCAAGGACAGAAGGUGUAGGCAACCAGGUUUCUUCUGUUAAUUUUGCAGCCCCACCCGUCCAGAUUGGAUCUGUUAGACCAGUUUCCGUGGCAUCACCUGUCAAGGAGCCCACAAAGUUAAAUGAUGAGCAGCUCUUACCUCCGGGUGACAAGAAAGCUGCUGAGCAGGAUAGUAUUUCAGCUGUACAUUCUGAGCUUGGUAAGCUUCAGAUAUGAUCAAUGUGAAACCUUUUUUGUAUCAGGUCUCUUUUUAAUGUUGAUUCAGAGCAUUUUAUCUUCAUUCCUGUGCAAUUCGGCGGUAUCUUGUGUAGGUCAUGCUGGUGCCGUCGCCUGUUCAGGUGCGGUGGUCGUCUUGGUCACCGCUGACCAGCAAGGAGUGAAGCCGUAUCUUGUAGUUUGUGUCAUAGUAGUGAAAAGAUGCAAAAAUGGUUCCUUAUCCUUUGUCAAGGGAUCUUGCUGAUUUUGGAAUUA
This is a messenger RNA of Nymphaea colorata (pocket water lily), 2427 nucleotides long. RefSeq names its product double-stranded RNA-binding protein 2-like. The transcript is spliced from 5 exons. Bases 358 to 2172 code for a protein of 604 amino acids. Gene Ontology annotation, molecular function: double-stranded RNA binding. NCBI's taxonomy places the organism in Eukaryota, Viridiplantae, Streptophyta, Magnoliopsida, Nymphaeales, Nymphaeaceae. The record is from RefSeq and is a predicted model, not a curated record.